CGCCCUCAGGAGCAUGCUCAGUGCGCCUCCCUUCCCCGCGCCCCCAGCCCGCGCCCCGCUCUCGCGUUCACCCCCCCGCACCGCACCCAGGCGCGCUCCCGGGCACCCCAGCCCGUCUUUGCUUCCGCACCCCUCCCCCGGGCCUCGGCUGGCGAGGACACGUCAGGGGACAUAAAUAAAUAAAUAAUUCCAUUCAGCGGAUGACAGCGAGGCGAGGCGGCUGCAGCUGGGCGGGGGGACCGGGAGAGCAGCGGUGCGCACCGGGUGUCAGAGCCAGGAGUCAAGCUUGUCAUGUGGUGCUCUCCAGCGGAGACUUACACAAGGGCAUCUGGGCACCGUGAACUCAGAACAGUACGCCAAUAGAGAUAUCUUAGCUGAGGACCGAACCCAGGGCCUUGCACUUGCUAGAUAAUCUGGAGCCUGCUCUACCUUUCCCUUCACAUUGCCUUCAAAUAUUGCACAUCAACAUAAAGUGACUAGGCUUAACUACUCUACAUACCACCGAAACCUGUUAAAGUGGUCAUCUAACAACAGGUUGUUUUCGUCUCCAGUAGAAGCUCAGAAAUGCCAUCAGAGUCUUCAGUAAAGGCAACGGCGGCGCCGCCUCCAUUCCCACUUCCUCCGGACGGAGGGUGGGGCUGGGUUGUAGUCUGCGCAUCCUUCAUCUCCAUUGGGUUCUCCUAUGCCUUCCCCAAAGCCGUCACGGUAUUCUUCAAUGACAUCAAGGACAUUUUCAAGACCACCUCCAGUCAGAUCGCGUGGAUAUCCUCCAUUAUGCUGGCUGUCAUGUACGCAGGAGGUCCCAUCAGUAGUGUGUUGGUGAAUAACUAUGGCAGCCGGCCUGUGGUGAUAGUAGGAGGAUUACUGUGCUGUACUGGAAUGAUCUUGGCUUCUUUCAGCAGCAGUGUGAUAGAACUUUACCUCACCGUCGGCUUCAUUGGAGGUUUAGGAUUAGCAUUCAACCUGCAACCAGCCUUAACAAUAAUCGGAAAAUACUUCUAUAGGAAGCGACCCCUUGCAAAUGGCUUUGCCAUGGCUGGAAGUCCUGUUUUCUUAAGCACACUGGCUCCUUUCAAUCAGUUCCUAUUUAACAGCUAUGGCUGGAAGGGGAGUUUUUUGAUUUUGGGGGCCAUAUUUUUGCACUCCUGUGUGGCCGGGUGCCUCAUGAGACCUGUCGGGCCAAGUCCACGUGCUGCGAAGUCUAAAAGUAAGGUUGGCUCAAGACAAGAUUCAAGUACGAAGAGACUCAGUAAGGUAUCAACAGCAGAAAAGAUUAAUCGGUUUUUAGAUUUCGGCCUUUUUACACAUAGAGGAUUUUUGAUCUACCUGUCUGGAAAUGUCGUGUUGUUUUUAGGGAUGUUUGCCCCUAUUAUAUUCUUGGCUCCGUAUGCUAAGGACAAAGGAGUGGAUGACUAUAAUUCAGCUUUCUUGCUGUCUGUGAUGGCUUUUACCGAUAUGUUUGCUCGGCCUUCGGUAGGAUUAAUAGCCAACACUAGCUUAAUCCGUCCACGAAUCCAGUACUUGUUCAGCGUGGCAAUCAUGUUCACUGGCAUAUGCCAUCUCCUCUGCCCCCUAGCCCAUUCCUACACAGCUUUGGUGGUCUACGUUAUAUUUUUUGGAAUAGGAUUUGGAAGUAUUAGCAGUCUCCUCUUUGAAUGUCUUAUGGACCAGGUUGGAGCCUCCAGGUUCUCCAGUGCUGUGGGGCUCGUCACUAUCGUGGAGUGUUGCCCAGUUCUUUUCGGCCCUCCCCUGGCUGGUAAAUUGCUCGAUAUAACUGGACAAUAUAAAUACCUGUACAUAGCCAGUGGGAUAGUCGUGUUAUCAUCAGGCAUUUACCUACUGAUUUGCAAUGCUAUAAACUAUAGACUUCUCGAGAAGGAAAGGAAGAGAGAGAAAGCAAGGAGGAAGAAAUCAGCCUCGCAGGCAUCCAAAGAAAUGGAGGCUUUGAGCAGAUCUAAACAGGACGAUGUUACUGUGAAAGUUUCAAAUACACACAAUCCUCCCUCAGACAGGGACAAAGAAAGUAGUAUUUAACAAGUCUCAUCUCCGAAUCAGUGUUCAGAAAUUUAAUUAUGAGUUUCUUUGUGUUUUUUUCAAUGAAUUGCAAAGGAUUUUAGCUGCAACAAAAGAUCGCAAACAGUAACGAAACUGGUAUCUUCCUCAAUGACGAACUAAAAAUCAGUGCUUUAAUAUUUGUUAAAGAUGGUUAACUUUUGAGAUUGUGCACAUAAAAAAUCCACACAGCUGCUUAUCUGCACACCAAAGCUGUGAUGAAAAUGAAUUUUUUUAAAUCUUCUGCCAACUUUUACUUUUAGCUAUAGAAUGAGAUCUGCAUCCCAGACCCCGGCUGACCUAAGCACAAUUCAACAUUAAUUCCACAUAACUACCCUCUUCAAGGUUCAUUUUUCGUCGGAUACUAAGUCAUGAAGUGAAUUGAAGACAAUCAUUCUUUCUAUUCAACACACAAAGAAUUACACAUGUAGCCACGCAAACACUGAGUAACGGGAUAUCAUAAAGAAAUAAAUGAAUUUGAAAAAAUUAUUAUCAUAGUCAUUUUUAAGUCAAAGGAAAUAAGACUCUGGAAAGUGGGAAUGUAAUAUAUUUGUGUGCAGUCAUCCAGUGUGGAUUAAAAAUAACAGUCUAUGUUGAAAAUUCAAGUGUUAUUAACUCAAAACAAGCUAAAGGGGAAACUAUCUACAUGGGUAAGUUUGGCUAAAAACCAAACAGAACUAACUAGUUUUCACCAUCAAUCUGCCACAUUUGUGCCUAUUUAAUCCACAUACCUGUCUGCACUGUUUCAGACAAUAGAACCCCUUGAUGAAUUUCUGGAAUUCAUACCUAACACAUAAAUUGACUUAAAAAAAGUAGCGACGCUGAAAAAUCAGCUGAAUCCAUUGACUUUAGAAGCAUCUUAAGUCAUGAUGUAUAUCUUUUGAUGACUUUUUAAAAACUGGGCUCAAUGCAGAUUUAAUGGUGUGCUGAACUAUCCAAGCCAAAUGAAUUAGAAGAGCUAACAUGUUUAAGUAGACUAGCUUGUAUUUUUUUCCCAGCACAAAGUAGUGACAUAAGCUUAAUUUCACAAGUAAUGCACAGGAGUAGAACUGACAAGACCAGGGGUCAUUUCUAAUCCCACUAACAAUGACUUAAAAUUCUUUACUACAAUAAACAAAAUGAAAAAAAAACAAAACAAAAAACAAAUGCAGGCCUUGAAUUCAGUCCCAGAAGAUACGUCAUGGUAUAAAAGAAAAAGGGGAAACACUUGAAAAUUCUGCCCUCCAUUGAUUGGACUAACCAUCACUGAGAAUAGAACCCAGAACUGGGUCGUGUCCCCAGGAUACUUCUAUCAAUAUAAGCUGUGGGGAUGGACAGGCAUGUAGUUUAUGACACAAUAGCAACAUGGAGGAAAUUUGUUGCUCAAGUCACUUUAGUAUUUUGCUUAUUUUCCAACCCAGUGUCUAGAAUUCAAACAUCAUUCUUAUGACACUCUUUGAGACAGUUUGUAUUUUCCUAUUGUGUACAUAGCAACUGAAAUUAAAUAUAUGUCUCAUGUCUGGUUUCACUUUCUGAUAAAUAGGAAAAAUGUAGUGCUUUAUUAUGUCACUCUUACAAUGUCUUCUUCUUCCUCCUCCUCCUCCUCUUCCUCUCCCUUUCCCUCUCCCUCCCACUCUCCCUCUCCCUCUCCUUCUUCCUCUUCCUCUUCCCUUUCAAUAGAGGUGGGUGCUAUUCUUAUUUCUUAGAAGACUCUACCUAGACAACACAUUUUCAUGAUGUUAUCAUUCAAGGUUUGUUUUGCCCAAUACAUUUAUACACUGCUUCAUACCUGUGGUUUAUAGGUUUAUAUUUAGGGAACAAAAUAGGAUUUGGGUUAUCAAUUGCUUUCUUGAAUAUGAAAAUGUUUCUAAUUUGCAAUUCAAUAGAAACAAGGUGUGCCAAUAUUGUAGAGAAAUCCAGCAGGGCAAUAUGUGAAACCAUAUGACUUUCAAACAGGUUCCCCCCAUUUUGAAUGACCUUCUUUAUAUGAUUAUUUCCUUUAUAACCACUUCUGUGUGUCCAAAGAAAUCAUCCUAGUCAACCACAAAUGCUUCCAAUAAGAGUAUCUUGCACUGUUUGAAAAUACAUUUGAAAACCAUUAUACCAACUAACACAACAGGAGGAGAGAGGCAGUAAGUCGGUGAGCAUGGGAUCUGCAGUCAAAGUUCGUGUGCUCUACUACCUGCAUGAGGAGAUGCCGUUGGUGAAUUCCAGUGCCUUUCUUUUUCCCUGGGAAGUGGUGAUGCCACUUGCAGAUGGAUCAAAUCAAAACCAAAUUGCAUUUCCCUAGUUGUUUUUCGGUUGUCUUGAUUCGCUUCAUUUGCCAUGGUUUUUGCAUUGAUUUUCUUUCUUAGAAAAGAGGGUGGAGGGAUUGCAGAGCACAUGACCAGAUGUGUGACGUCAUGCUGCAAAUGUGACGUGAGUGUGCGCAUCUGUAAUGGAUGGGUCCUAAGUUAAGCCAUGUCUCAACUUGAGUCAGUAACAAAAUCAUAGUAGAAAAGAAUCCAGUCGUUUGCUUUUACCAGUGCACUGCCUCUGUUGAAAUGUUUGCUGCUUUAAUGAGAUCUUUCAGAGACUGAGGAAAGAAUACUGACCUAAAGCAUGUGUCCCUAAUCACCCAAGUAGGGGAGGAAAUGUCACUGUCAUUUUUGUCUGAAACUUUAGGGUUAAAUACAUCCCUGACACCAAGGAACAACAGAUUUUAGAUGUUCAAGACAAGAAACUAGAUUGAUAUCAUUGAAAUGGCCACUACGUCCCGCUGAUCACCUCAAAACUAUACAAAAGGAACUAUAGUACUCACAAUUUAUGAUUGUUAGCUAGCUUACAUAUUUUGUCAUUUUUGUUAAACAUCCCAUAUCUUUUGCUAUUUAUUUCUUCAUUGUCCAUAGACAUUUAAGUGGGUAUGGACUUGUUCUGGCCUAUUCUUUCCAAAUCCUUUUUGAAGAGACAAGGAACUAGAAAACAUAGCAUUUCCUCAAUAUAAAUUCACAUGACUCACAGGCUUCCCCUUUCUCUUCUGUGUUCCAACUGCCUUCCCUCACACAGUCACAUGCUCCACCCAGACAACAGAAAAUAAGCAAAACAGUUCAAUCUGGUAUGUUCAAAAGUACGCUAUAAAGGCAUCGACUCACUUGUUUCUACCCCUACAACCUGACAGUAUGGAAAAUUAUAAAUAUAAUUGUAUAUACAUGUUAUAAAUAUUUGAAAUUACAUUUACCAAAAGAAUGCCUUAUAAAGAAAAAACUCAUAUAUGAUUUCUAAUCUUUAAUAAAAUAAAUUAUCCCAAAAGUUUGGCUCAAUUUCUUGGGAGGAUGCAAAUUAGAGCAGGGCUUAAGAGAUCUGUGACAUGAAUUUUGCCUACAUAAUACCUUUUAAUAUUUAAACCAAAGAAGUUUAGCUUGAUAAAGAAAUCAUUAACUUAAUACAAUAGAAUCACACACACGUACGCACACAUGUGCAAGCUCAGGAAAUGUUAAAAAUAGUGUAUUGUUAAACCAAAUUUUAAUCUUUGGUUUAUCGCAAAGCAAGAAAAGUCCCUAGGUUAUUCAUUCAACUUCCAAAUACAGAUGACUGUAUCCUAAGCAGGUAGAAAGACAUAUAAAAGAGUAAACUUCCUGUUAGAAAUUAGACCUAACUUCAAUCUGUAUAAUGAUUUAUUCUAUGUCCGUUAGCAAUUGUAAGGAAAACAGUAACAAAUUGCCUGCUUCUCUUAGCAGUUUAAAUGAUCUCAAAUGAUAAUUAUAUAGUAUCUGUGUUUUCAUAAAACCUUGUCUCGUAUAAAUGAUGGAAUGUUUAUAUAACCCCUGACAUUGGAACAGAAGGAACCAUUUUUUUUAAUUACACAUAAACUCUAUUCCUAUGUCUGUUGCCACAGAUAGGUAUAAACUGUAAACUAUAAAACUUCAAAACAUGCUAAUUUGGAUUCUAGUGACUAUCUCAUUUAUAGGAUUGCUCCAGAUAUCAAGAAGUGUUUGUGAAAUAAUUCAUUUCAUUGGGACAGUAUAUGCUUAUGUUCACUAUUUGAAAAUAGAAACACACCCUACAUAGCUACCUUUCGACUUCCUCUUAGUGUGCUCUUUGUUCCACGGAGAACAAAGCUGUUACUGCUUUUGUAGUCUUCCUUACAGACUCUUCAGAGAGCUAAUGCACGCCUCCUUGCUUGAGAUCAAUCUCAACCCACCGUUUUCCGCACGAUGUCCUCAGUGAUACAGGUACCCUUUUUAAUUUGUGAUUGUCAAGAAUAGCUUCUCGGAGGCAGUAUGUACCUCAGGUCAGAACUUCACAUCCUCACGCAUGUUGAAGAUGCUUCUGACUCUAGGCCUGAGAGUGCUGAGAAUGGAAAGGUAUUGGUGGUCUUAAAGACUUCUUUCAAAUGUGGGUGUUCUUUUCCAUAUGCAUGAUAAAUACAUUAUUGAAUCUGAUUGACAAUCUAGGAAAAUAAAUCAAGCUGUCCUUGGCACUUACCUUCUGGAACUUCCCCAAUUCUCUGAAAGUGCCUUAGACCUUCAAGAACUAGAAUUAACAGCAGUGCACCAUGGUGUUGUUAAUACAGUGGAGCCACAUAUGCAGAUCCACCACCACCAUUGGCAGUUAUAAAUGUCACUCAGAUAGUUUUAAAGUCUUCCACAAUAUCAUCACUUUUACAGAUUUGACUUCUGUGUGUCCAUGUGCUUCUGCAUGUUUGAGAGCACAGGUAAAAAGCCAGGGGACACAUGGCAGGAACUCUCAUGUAGUAAAGCAAGUUAUUUCUAUUAACACACUUCAAUGAACAAUGUGCUAAGGCCAUCAUUUUUAACGUGCAAACUUUAGUCUUUGAGUGUUCAUACCCAGUAGAAUUUGCAUCUUCACACAGUCUCAUAAGAUUAGGAGUUCUCGUCUUGCUUUCUUUGAUACAGACAGCGUCUGAAAAACUUACGAUAGUAUUGUGCAUGACAUUUCCAAAUAUCUCUACAUUGAGCAAAUGAUCAACAUUGAACAGAAUCAUGCCUAUUCCAGUCCCCACUGCUUCUUACGGUCCUUCCUGCCCUUCUCAGCCAUUUUAUUUCUUUUUUGAAUAUCCUUUCCCUGUAACGUUCAGAUAUGCACAAAGUCUUUAAGAUUUUUGUCCUCUCUGGACAUUGUGUCCACAGAACACGUCCUUGGUGCUUUAAUAACAUUUUCACUGUCUACAUGCUCUUUUGUAGUCCAGUCUUCACAGAUACUUGUUAAUAAGGUGAGCAACAUUCAGCAGUAAUCCAGAAAGCCAGUACAUUAUCAAAUUAUGAACAUCAGAGUGAUUGAUUUUUCUUUACAUGAUAAAAUAGGCUUCCCAUUAUUGUUGCAUCUAGUAAUAAUGUUGUUAGACCUACUUUAUCUAUAACAUGCUCACUGAAGUAACCACAGGUUUCUAUGGGCUGUGCUUCUACCACCUGCAUUGUAUUGGCUGAAGUCUGAGUAAUUCUGGACUUGAUGAAAUAGGACCAGCCAAUUGAAAUGCUGCUUUUGGAACAUUGGAUAUAAUACAAAUAUAAUGCGUUCUGACUUGCAGCAUAAUUUCGUUCGAUAUCUGCAUGUAGCGAAAGUUAUGUUUAGUUAGCUCGUUGUAUCAUCUUGCCUCUCUGAGCUAUCUUUUGUUAGUUAUCCACACUUUGAAGUAGUAUAUUAGAGCAAAGUAGAAACUUUCUUUAAAUAUAUUUGCUGCAAGACUGAAGAUAGAACCCAUCUUUUGACUUCUAACAUUUCUGUAGUUCCAUACGUUUGUAAGCCCUGCUGGCAAUAAUGAUGACCUUGUGGAAUGAGUAAAAUAUUUCCUAAAACACACAUAAUAAUUCUUCAUAUUCAAUAUAAUUGUUUUUCUUAAUCCUACUUUGCAGUGUCAAGUUCAUAAGCUUAAUUUAAAAAAUAACUACCCAUUGCUGUGGUACAGAACUCUAGGUAAGGCACAGACAGUAACUAAUAUGCUAUUGAAUUUUGUACAAUAUAUGAUUUUAUAAUAUCAAAGAUACUGGAUACUAGUAUUAUAUUAAUCAAAAUUAUCAGUGUUCCUUUAAUUGCCCUUUUGCAUAUAUAUAUAUAUAUAUAUAUAUAUAUAUACCUUAUUUUUAAGAACACAUUCAUUUCCUAAAGAACUGCCAUUAUUUGAGGACAUCACUCACACAGCGCUCUAAGAAUUUGAGAAUAUAUUAAGGAAAGCACUAGAAUGAGUUCUAUCAGGCAAAACUAGAUAUUUAUCAGAUACCUGGCAACAAUGUAACCGAAGCUUAAAUGUCAGAGAAUACCAUUUAUAUUUAUUGUGCCUGCAUAAAUAUUGUUUCUACACUUAGAAACAAUAAACAAAAAACAAAAAAAAUCAUCCAUAGCGAAAUGUAUCUCUGGAAGAAGAGUUGUAACUGUUUAGAAUUUAUUUUGGCAAAGUAUAGGACACAGUAUUCUGCCUAGACAAGUGUUUGCUGUACUCACUAGGGACAUCUACUAGAGGGGCCAUUGUAAUGAGGAUGUUUAUAAACUGAAAUGGCCCACGAGAAUCUUGUGUGCAUAUUGGAGACCUUGACUAUUGUCCUGGCAGGUGCAGGUUGAUUAUAUUCAACCAGGCUGAUGCCAUGUAACCAACUGACAUUGUCAUUGUGACAGGCAACAGCCUCAGUACCUGUGACAUUUCCUUUCUUCAUAAUGAUAAAACGCUAUCAUUCUUUAAUCAUACAAUAAUGACUGUGCGGGAGGUGAAAUAGAAGGAUCUUCCCAAAUAUUCAUUAAGAUUGGCAAUUGAAUUGAAACUUUUUAAAUAUGUGUUGAUGGAAUAUUUUCUGGAAUGAAAAUUUCUCCAUUUGUGAAGGAAAUUUUGAAAAAAAAUUAUUAGAACUUACAGGCUUUCAAUAUUUUUUAUUAUAGCUUUAAAUUGGAACUAAUAUUGUUGGGGAAAGUUAUAUAUCAUAUCUUGUUACUGAUAAGGCACGUUAAAGAUAUACUUUACUCAAACCAUGCCUAUUUUUCAAAAGAGUUCCUGAAGAGAAUGGGUUUCAGAGUUAAUCUGUAUAUUUAUUUUAAUUACAAAUUAUGCCUUAAGCUCUGCUUCUAAGAUUUCAAAGUGAAACGUAAUGUGCUUUGCUCUCUAUGUAUUUUGAUGACCACUGAGCAAAGCACCAUACAGUCACAUAAGAAUGGGCAAUCCCUGAAAUAAGAUUAAGAUAGCCUUGUGUGUCACCUAAGACAAUUCAGUUGGGUGUUUUUCUAUGAUAUAAACCACAGCUGUACCUGCCUCAUCUUGUGAAAAUAAAGUAUAAAAUAUUCAGUGUGGAAUGCCUGUCAACAUUUAGAAAUGUAAGAUGAUAGACUGCUCUUCCUUUGCCUUCCCACAAGUGACCCUAAGUUCAUCUCGAUGUACAUUUCUGGAAAGUUUUGUAUAUGUCACAAUUGCUGAUUUAGAAAAUAAGACAUGCAUAAAAGUGACCCUCAAAAUGAAAGAUAAUGGGUGUUUUCAUAGAGAUGCAUAUUUUAUUUUCAUUAAAUGUUAUGUUAUGUGAAUUUAUUUAAAUCCAUAGUAAAUUGUUUUGCUACUGAGCUCCUUUUAAGGGAAAUGUCCUUGGUGACUGAAGCACUCAGGCCCUGUCCUGCUGUGGUGUCAUAUGGGCAUAAUGCUUCAGAGAGGGACCUACUAGAGUUGCUGUGUUUGGCUGCUUAACAAAUUUGAAAGCAAAUGUCCAAUUUUCUUUGAGAAUAUGUGUUUUGCCUGCUGUUUCAAAUAUAUUUUCCAAGGUUUAUUUCUUUCCUUCUAUACUGUGUGGACAAGGAUGUUUUUAGAUUAACAAUUUUUUGCCCCCUAGGAUCAAAUAUAGAAUAAUUCCUCAAGGAAACGCAUGAAUGGAAUGAGAUAGUUAAGAGUCCCACAGUUUCCUCUGGUUAGCCUGAGGCAUAGGAGGAGAAUUUUCUGUCUAGUUCCAAAUAGUAAGAUAGAAACGCCUUGAAGUCUUUCCCCUACUGUAAAUUGAUAUUCUGUCUUGAAGGAGCCAUUUUAAUUAAUUUCCUCAGUCAAACAUUCUGUGCAAAUGUUGAGACAUACAGCAUGUUAACUUUAUGGUACCUAUCAAAUAGUUUUAUUUUAUUUAUAAAGUCAGAAAUGCUCUAUUUAGGCUUCCUGGAAAUAGAGACAAUCAUUUUAAUUACUAAAGGUGCUACUUAUUUUCCAACACUGACCUUGAUCAAGAGUGCUCCUGUCUGCUGAGUUUUAUGUGUUCUAUUUUUAGGAGUGGGGAGCAGUGCAAUAAAAUUCAUUUAUCUCUUUUUUUUGAAUUAUGCAACUUGAGAAAAAUCUAUAACUAUUUGUACUCUAUUGUUACUGUAUUUUAAUGAUUACCACUCAUGAAUUUAAUUGCAGCUCUGUGCUGUUUGUUAAAAAGUACAUGUGUAUAUAUUUCUAUAGUAUGUAAGAAAAACUUGUAUUGCUUUUAUUAAAGUAAAAUUUAUGUUCAUGUUGAGUUUUAAAAUGAAAUCUGUAACUUUGUCCUUAACCAUCAAAUGCUGUGCUAUUCUAGUAUCAAAACAUGAUGUCCAACUCCAGCCCAUGUGUAAGGGCACUUCUUUGCCUGGAUGUAUAUAACUGAUUAAUAUCAAUGGGAAGAUUAAUGUCAACAUGAAAAAUAUAUUCAAUGACUUCUAAUGGCUGAAAA
Molecule: messenger RNA, 10673 nt
Organism: Rattus norvegicus (Norway rat)
Lineage: Eukaryota; Metazoa; Chordata; Mammalia; Rodentia; Muridae
Source: RefSeq, a predicted model, not a curated record